CUUUGCUCGUGGGUGCUCGUCAUCCCGUAGUGGUCUUUUUUCUCUGCCGCAGGCUCUGUUGUGCUGUGAUCUACACGGGUCGUGGGAGUUGUAGGAAGGAUUCAGGGAGACCCCGGAAACCUAGAAAUGGACUCAGUAGCUUUUGAGGAUGUGGCUGUGAACUUCACCCUGGAAGAGUGGGCUUUACUGGAUCCUUCACAGAAGAAACUACAGAGAUGUGAUGCGGGAAAUCUUCUGGAACCUGGCCUCAGUAGGCCGGGCUAGCGAUCCGGUUUCCUAUCCUUCAAUGACGGUGGUGGCAGUGCCUCGGAGUCUGUCGCGCUGUGACCUGCGGUGGUCGUGGGAGUCAUAGGAAGGAUUCAGAGAGACCCAGGAAACCUAAAAAUGGACUCAGUGACCUUUGAGGAUGUGGCUGUGAACUUCACCCUGGAGGAAUGGGCUUUACUGGAUCCUUCACAGAAGAAACUCUACAGAGAUGUGAUGUGGGAAACGUUGAGGAACCUGGCCUCAGUAGGAGAAAAAUGGGAAGAUCAUGACAUUGAAGAUCAGUACAAAAACCAGGGGAGAAAACUAAGAAGUCAUGUGGUAGAGAGACUCUGUGAAAGUAAAGAGGGUAGUCAGUGUGGAGAAAACUUCAGCCUUAUUCCAAAUCUCAAUCUGAACAAGAAAACUACUGGAGUGAAACCACGUGAAUGCAGUACAUGUGGAAAAGUCUUUACGCGUCAUUCAUCCCUUAAGAGACACAUGAGCUGUCACACUGAACGUAAACCAUAUGAGUAUCAGAAACAUGGAGAGAAGCCAUAUAAAUGUAAGGAAUGUGGUAAAGCCUUUAGCUAUCUCCAAUUUUUGGAGGCACAUGAAAAAAAUCACAAUCGAGAGAAAAAAUAUAAAUGUAAGGAAUGUGGAAAAGCGUUCCAUUCCCGCGCAUCCUUUCAAACACAUGAAAGGAUUCACACAGGAGAAAAACCCUAUGAAUGUAAGGAAUGUGGGGAAGCUUUCAUGUGGAGCACAGCGUUUCGAAGACACAUGGUAACACACACUGGAGAUGCUCCAUAUACUUGUAAGGAAUGUGGGAAAGCUUUUAAUUGUUCCUCUUCAUUGCGAACACAUGAAACAACUCACAGUGAAGAGAAACCCUAUCAGUGUAAACAAUGUGGAAAAUUCCUUAGAUAUUAUCAUACUUUUCGAACACAUGAAAGGACUCAUACAGGAGAGAAACCCUAUGAAUGUAAGCAGUGUGGUAAAGCCUUCAGUUGUCCCAGUUCUUUUCGAAAACAUGAAAGAAUUCAUACUGGGGAAAAGCCUUAUGAAUGUAAGGAAUGUGGGAGAGCCUUCAGAGGUCUCUCAAGCCUUCGAGCACACAUGAUCACUCACACUGGAGAUGGACCUUAUAAAUGUAAGGAAUGUGAGAGAGCCUUCAUUUCUCCUAGUUCUUUUCGAAUACAUCAAAGGAUUCACACUGGAGAGAAACCCUAUGAAUGUAAACAAUGUGGUAAAGCCUUCAGUUACUAUAAUUCCUUACAAUCACACAGAAGAACUCAUACUGGAGAGAAACCCUAUGAAUGCAAGGAAUGUGGGAAAGCCCUCUCCCAUCACCAAACCUUAAAAAUACACAUGAGACUGCACACUGGAGAGAAACCCUAUGAAUGUAAACAAUGUGGUAAAGCCUUCAGAUAUUACCCUUCCUUUCACAAACACAAACAAAUUCAUACUGGAGGGAAACCCUUCGAAUGUGAACAAUGUGGUAAAGCCUUCAGUUAUUACAAUUCCUUACAGUCACACGGAAGAACUCAUACUGGAGAGAAACCCUAUGAAUGCAAGGAAUGUGGGAAAGCCCUCUCCCAUCACCAGACCUUAAGAGUACACAUGAGACUGCACACUGGAGAGAAACCCUAUGAAUGUGAACAAUGUGGUAGAGCUUUCAGAUAUUACACUUCCUUCCAAAAGCACAAAAGAGUUCAUACUGAGAAGAAAUUCUAUGAAUAAGGAAUAUGGAAAAGCCUUUAGUUGAUCAACUUCACUUUGGAAACAUGAAAGAAGCCACACUGGAGAGAAAGCCUGUCAGUGUAAACAAGGCAGGAAAGCCUUCAGAUAUUUUCAAAGUUUGAAAACACAUGAAAGGACUCCCAUAGAAGAGAAACCUUGUAAGCAAUGUGGUAAAUCCUGCAGAGAUUACACUUCAUUAGAAACGCGCAAAAGAACUCAUACUGAAGAGAAACCCUGUGACUGUAAGGAAUGUGGAAAAGCCUUCAGAUGUUAUCAAGAGUUUUUUUUUGAAGAUGUGAAAAAGAUCAGAGUGGAGGGAAUGUGGUAAACCCUUCAUUUGUCACAAACCGUUUGAAGAUGUGUGAGAACACACACUGGAAAGACACCAUAUAAAUGUAAAGAAUGUUGGAAAGCCUUGAGUCAUCCCAAUUCUGAAAGGAUGAAAGGACUCACUGGACAAAAACUCUUGAGUUAAACAGCCUGGGAAAGAUUUCAGUGAGCCUACAUCUUUACAUGUAAAAAAGAAUAUAAAUGUAAGUAAUAUGAGAAAGCUUGAUGGAAAUUAAUCUAUGUGUAACGUUCCAGAGAAUAGGAAAGAUUUGUUAUUAAAGUUGUAAAUAUGUUGUCUUUAUCAAGCCUCUUUUCUUAGAGUGCACCAUUGGACAGUGGAUUUCUAGUAAUUACUCUCAGAAAUGAAUACAAGGUGAGAUGAUUUUAUAAGUCAUAUGUUUCCACAGCAGUACAUAAGAUUAAUAGGUAGUGCUUUUUCUUUAAAUCAGUUAAUAAUAUUUUCUCUUUCCUGUUUGAAACCUGUUGGAUUAUAGGUGAAUUGAAGUGUAUUUCUAAUAAUGAAAUUAGGUUAACAUUGUUUUAUAAUGUUUUAUUUGUUCUGUGUUAAGGGGCCACUGAAAAAUGACAGUUUGGUAUUUGGAUUUUCCUAAUGGCCUUGUGGCAGUUCUUGGAUAUCCUAGUCCAGUAUAUAUAUUUAUCUUUCUUACCGACAAAGCUCCUUUUUGGGGGUGAAGAGUAUAACAGGCUUUUUCCAUUUUCCAUACUAAUAAACAGUUGAAUAAAUACUUAUGUAUGCCUCACUUAUAA
Messenger RNA from Balaenoptera musculus (blue whale), 3084 nucleotides. Its product is annotated as zinc finger protein 709-like. Bases 385 to 1986 code for a protein of 533 amino acids. The record is from RefSeq and is a predicted model, not a curated record. Gene Ontology annotation, molecular function: DNA-binding transcription activator activity, RNA polymerase II-specific; RNA polymerase II cis-regulatory region sequence-specific DNA binding. Lineage: Eukaryota; Metazoa; Chordata; Mammalia; Artiodactyla; Balaenopteridae. Gene Ontology annotation, biological process: regulation of transcription by RNA polymerase II. The transcript has 6 exons. Gene Ontology annotation, cellular component: nucleus.